This is a messenger RNA of Serinus canaria (Common canary), 5534 nucleotides long. It is a transcript of the gene KIF3C, whose product is annotated as kinesin family member 3C. The record is from RefSeq and is a predicted model, not a curated record. Lineage: Eukaryota; Metazoa; Chordata; Aves; Passeriformes; Fringillidae. Gene Ontology annotation, biological process: microtubule-based movement. Gene Ontology annotation, molecular function: microtubule binding; ATP binding; microtubule motor activity. The transcript is spliced from 8 exons. The coding region runs from base 5 to 2260 and encodes 751 amino acids.
CGCCAUGGCCGGUAAGCCCCGCAGCGGCUGCGAGGCGCUCCGGGUGGUGGCCCGGUGCCGGCCCAUGAGCCGGCGGGAGGAGGCGGCGGGAUACGAGCGCGUCCUGGAGCUGGACGUGAAGCUGGGCCAGGUAAGCAUCCGCAACCCCCGCGCCGCCCCCGGGGAGCUGCCCAAGACCUUCACCUUCGACGCCGUGUACGACGCCAGCUCCAAGCAGGCCGACCUCUACGAUGAGACGGUGCGGCCGCUCAUCGACUCGGUGCUGCAGGGCUUCAACGGCACCGUCUUCGCCUAUGGCCAGACCGGCACCGGCAAGACCUACACCAUGCAGGGCGCCUGGGCGGAGCCCGAGAAGCGCGGCAUCAUCCCCAGCGCCUUCGAGCACAUCUUCACCCACAUCUCCCGCUCGCAGAACCAGCAGUACCUGGUGAGGGCCUCGUACCUGGAGAUCUACCAGGAGGAGAUCAGGGACCUCCUCGCCAAGGACCAGAGCAAGAAGCUGGAGCUGAAGGAGAACCCCGAGACCGGGGUGUACAUCAAGGACCUCUCCUCCUUCGUGACCAAGAACGUCAAGGAGAUCGAGCACGUGAUGAACCUGGGCAGCCAGACGCGCUCCGUGGGCAGCACCAACAUGAACGAGCACAGCUCGCGCUCCCACGCCAUCUUCCUCAUCACCAUCGAGUGCAGCGAGACGGGGCCGGACGGCGAGGAGCACAUCCGCGUGGGCAAGCUCAACCUCGUGGACCUGGCUGGCAGCGAGCGCCAGAACAAAAUGGGGGCCCACGGAGAGCGCCCCAAGGAAGCCUCCAAGAUCAACCUCUCCCUCUCGGCCCUGGGCAACGUCAUCUCGGCGCUGGUGGACGGCCGGAGCACGCACAUCCCCUACCGGGACUCCAAGCUCACCCGCCUGCUGCAGGACUCCCUCGGGGGCAACGCCAAGACAAUCAUGGUGGCCACCUUGGGCCCGGCCUCGCACAGCUAUGAUGAGAGCCUCUCCACCCUCAGGUUCGCCAACAGGGCCAAGAACAUCAAGAACAAGCCCCGGGUGAACGAGGACCCCAAGGACACCUUGCUGCGGGAGUUCCAGGAGGAGAUUGUGCGGCUGAAAGCCCAGCUGGAGAAACGCGGGAUGCUGGGCAAGAAGAGGAGGAGGAGCAGCCGGAGGAAGAAAGCGAUGGAUGGAGAGGGCACUGUGGACAAUGAAGGGGAGGAUGAGAAUGAGGAUGGCCUGGAGAAGACCAUGGAGAAUUACUUGAAGGAGCAGAAGGAGAGGCUGGAAGAGGAGAAAGCCGCUAUCCAGGAUGACCACAGCCUGGUGAGUGAGGAGAAGCAGAAGCUGCUCCAGGAGAAGGAGAAGAUGAUAGAGGACCUGCGGAAGGAGCAGGAGGCCACGGAGCUGCUGGCCAUCAAGUACAAGGCCAUGGAGAGCAAGCUGCUGAUCGGGGGCAGGACCAUCGUGGACCACACCAACGAGCAGCAGAAGAUGCUGGAGCUGAGGCGGCAGGAGAUCGCCGAGCAGAAACGCCGGGAACGCGAGAUGCAGCAGGAGAUGCUGCUGAGGGACGAGGAGACCAUGGAGCUGCGCGAGACCUACACGUCCCUGCAGCAGGAGGUGGAGAUCAAAACCAAGAAGCUCAAGAAGCUCUACGCCAAGCUGCAGGCGGUGAAGGCUGAGAUCCAGGACCAGCACGACGAGUACAUCCGCGUGCGCCAGGACCUGGAGGAGGCCCAGAACGAGCAGACGCGGGAGCUGAAGCUCAAGUAUUUGAUCAUCGAGAACUUCAUCCCUCCCGAGGAGAAGAACAAGAUCAUGAACCGCCUGUACUUCGACGGCGAUGAGGACCAGUGGAAAUUCCAGCCGCUGGUUCCGGCCGGAGGGAGCAGCUCCCAGAUGAAGAGGCGCCCGACCUCGGCCGUGGGCUACAAGAGGCCCAUCAGCCAGUACGCCAGGGUGGCCAUGGCCAGGAGGUCCCACCCCCGCUUCCGGGCUGAGAACAUCAUGUUCCUGGAGCUGGACCUGUCCCCCCCGGCCAUCUUUGAGUUUGAGCGCAGCAGGGACCCUGCGGCGGAGCAGGACCCGCGGGCGCUGCACCUGGAGCGGCUGAUGCACCUGGACAGCCUCCUGGAGCGGCCGGCGGCCUCCCGCGUGCGCAAGUCCCGCUCCUGGUGCCAGACGCCGCGGUCGCUGCCGUCCUCCACCACCCACGUGUCCCUGGCUUCCAGCUCCCCGUGCGCUGCCCCUCUGCCGGCCCAGGAGUGACCGCCUGGACGCCUCGUCCCGGACUGAGCCCCCGAGGGCCGAGGGGGGCCCGGCCCAGCGGCCCCAGCUCGUCCUUGUCCUCAGCUACUUUGUGUGUGUUUGUGCGAGACACGAACGGCCCCGGGCCAGGGCGGCUGCCCCUCCCUCCCGCCCUCUCUCUCUCCCGCCCUCCCUCUCUCCUCCCCUCCCCUUCUCCCCUCCCUCCUCCCCUUCCUCCGCCCCCCCUGAUCCGGUUCUGUCACUUUAUUUAUUUAACCUAUUUAUUUAUGGAGUGGGUGACGUGCAGAGGCAGGAUUUGUGCUCGGACUGAUGGACAUCCAGGCUGGCAGUGGGCAUCGUGCUGACCCCCCCGGGUUUGCCCAGCUCCCAGCCCUGCCCACACUGCCUGGCACAGGGCCGGGCAUGGGGACACCACCCUGGCACAGGGCUGGGCAGAGGGACAGCACCAGGACACUGCUCCAUCCUGGCAGGAGGGUCAUGGGUCCCUCUGCAGGGGCUCUGGCAGAAGCUGAGGCUGCCCUGGCCCCUGGUGCUGGAUCCCAGGGAAUUUGGAGAUUUCUGCAUGGAUUGGGAGACUUUGUGGUGGCAGUGCCUUGUCAGAGUCCCCCAGAGGGACAGUCAGCCUGCAUCGACUCUGGUGGCAGCAGGGACACCUCACCCACUGUGGGCACGGCUGGCACUGCAGGAGCACCAGCUCCAUCCACAGGGCUUGCAGAGUCACCAGACCAAGUCACCCAAAGGCCAGGGCUUUGUCCAGCUGUGCCACGCCCUGGGGACACUCUGGGGACACUGGAGACAGCCCCACCGAGGCUCCCAUCGCUGACCGUGGGUGUGCAGCUCCUGACACGGCCCGAGGUGGAAAUCUGGAAAUCUCCACCCCCUUCCAGCCCCUGCAGGGACACGCCCAGCCCGGGAGCAGCGCUGCCUGCCGAGCUGCGAGCUGCCAGAGGCUCCAUCGGCAGCUAAAGGCGACGGGGAAAUUGUGGGACAAGGAGGUGACACCCAGGGCAGCGAUGGCAUCGCUGUUCCCUGGAUAAUAGCACACGGAGGUCACCUCUGUCACCUCCUGGUUGGGACAAACUCCCUGGUGGGUUGUGGAGGAUGGAUGUGGAACGGUGAUGGGUAAGAGGGGGAAGCCACGAGGGCUCUGGGGGUUGAAUCCUGCCCCAGCAGCUGCAGGGACAGCGCUCGGUGUUCCUGCAGGACACAGCUUUAGGGUGGAGGGACACUGGUGAAGCAGCUGUGAUGUCCCUGGGAUGGUGGAGGUGGGGACAUCCCUGUGAUGGAUGAGAUCCUUGUGGAUGAGGGAGCGACCCCUGGCUCUCCUGGGUCAGGGAGGGCAGGUUGGAGAGGAUUGCAGGUGGGGAAUGUCCUCUGGCAACAGAGAAUUCCUGCUCGGGGUGGAUGAGGUUGGAAGGGACCCUGGAGCUCAUCCAGUCCCUGGAGCAGUUACUCAGGGAUGUGUCCAGGUGGGUUUGGAAUCUCCCAGGGAAGGAGACUCCAGCACUGCUCUGGGCAGGCUGCUCUUCACUGUUGGACUGGUCCCUGUCCUGCACUCAGGACAGGGGUGAGGGAGGGCGAGGGAGCAGGGCACAGGCCUGGAAUGGGGACAUCCAGAGGGAAGCAGGAGCUGUGCCGAGCUCAGAGCCAGGCAGGUCCCUCAGCAGCCGUGUCCCAUCCGCAGGUGGCUGUGCUGGGCCAUCCACUGCCCUUCCCAGCUGUCCUGACACAUCCCUGCACUGCCCAGGGGAUCCUCUCCCCUUCCAUCUAACACUGUCCUGCCUCGAGCUCCCCAUCAUUGCCCUCUGCUCCUCCCUUCCCUUUCCAUCUGUGCCCCAUAACACCCUCUGUCCCUCCAGAACCUUUGUCCCCUUCUCCCCUGGCACCUUGGCAGGAGUGACAGCUGGGUCCUUCCCCUGCUGUGGGGUCAGGGCUGGCCACAGGUACCCCCACAGCCAGGGGUGUCCCAGAGCAUCCCCCAGAGCGAGCUGGCCCUGGGAAACCAUUCCUGCCAGGCCAAGGCCAGGCUGGGCAGGGCUUAGAGCAGCCUGGGAUAGUGGAAGGUGGCCCUGCCAUGGCAGGGGUGGCACUGGAUGAGCUUUAAAGCCCCUUCCAGCCCAAACCAGUCUGGGAUUCCCUGAUUCUGUGGAACACGGUGGUUGGGAGAGCUGGUUUGUUAUUUCCUGGAAAGCAUCUGGGAGUCAGGGUCAGGAAGCACAGACUCAGAAUGAGGGGAAGCUUGGGGGCUUGCAGGAAUAGAAUUUCCUCCCUUCCUUGUUUUCUAGCAGUCCCAGUUCCCCUUCAGUGGAUCAGCAGCUCAUGGAGCCCCAAAGUGAUGAACCAGAGACCGUCUCUGGCCUCUGUUCUCACCCAGGGUGUGGGAAACAACUCAGGAGCUGAGGGUGUCCUGAUGCCCCGGGCCAUGGAUCAUCCUGGGAAGGGUGGCUGUGGUCACAGUGGGAUCCUUUGGAAGCCCUUCCAGCAGAGCUGUGGUCACGGUGGGAUCCUUUGGAAGCCCUUCCAGCAGAGCUGUGGUCACGGUGGGAUCCUUUGGAAGCCCUUCCAGCAGAGCUGUGGUCACGGUGGGAUCCUCAGGAAGCCCUUCCAGCAGAGCUGUGGUCACGGUGGGAUCCUUUGGAAGCCCUUCCAGCAGAGCUGUGGUCACGGUGGGAUCCUCAGGAAGCCCUUCCAGCAGAGCACAGGCCGGGAGCCACCAGCGCAGGGGAUGGGAUGAGGCACUUCCAGCACUCAAGGGCCGCUCCGGAGCCUCCCGAGCUCUCCCUCCUCCUCCACCCGCGGCGCUGCCGGGAGCUGUCCCCGCACACACCGGCUCGGGCUGUCGGUGCCGUUCGCUGUCCGUGUGUCCCAGCGGGGCUGUUCCUCGGGGCCAGGGGCUGGGCCGGGGCUUCCUUUUGUUGUUGUUGAACUGUUCUUUUGGGGUUCAGGUUUGGCCGUUUUUCCGCGGGGAGGGGGGUGCGGGUCUGUUGCGGGUUCAUGGACAAGGUGAGGGCCUCGAUUAGGACCAAAUUUUCGUGCCUGUUGCUCUGGUGAUUUAUUUAGAAAUCAAAAGUUUACUGUCUGGUGGCCCAUCCUUGUCACUCUAUACAUAGGACUAUACAGGACAUAUUAUAAAUAUAUAUAUAUUAUACAUAGUGUCGGGAGAGAGGCCGUUCCUGGCGGGAUGGACACUCCUCACUGUGCUGUAAUGUAGCUUCGAGCCCGCGCUGGGAGCGCCCUCCAGGAUGGCAAGGACACAAUAAAGGAAUGAGCAUCA